Paecilomyces variotii is the source of this 795-nucleotide messenger RNA. RefSeq names its product pyridoxamine 5'-phosphate oxidase-domain-containing protein. The record is from RefSeq and is a predicted model, not a curated record. Gene Ontology annotation, molecular function: FMN binding. The transcript is spliced from 2 exons. Lineage: Eukaryota; Fungi; Ascomycota; Eurotiomycetes; Eurotiales; Thermoascaceae. Bases 1 to 795 code for a protein of 264 amino acids.
AUGGCAUCUCCCGCAAGUCCAGCGGCCGCCGCGCCUUGGCGAAAGUUAUUCCAGGACCAUCUCUCAAAGAUGACAAGUCGUGAAAUGGCCCUCGCGACCAUAUCGCGCGCUCCGCAAGGCCAAUGGGUGCCGCGCGUGCGAUAUGUUGGAUUUCGCGCAUUCUGGGGCCAGCCGGAACUGCACCCCGAGGCGGAGAAGCAGCUUAAAGAGGAGGAUGAGUUGAAUCCGUUGAUUUUCGAAAGUGAUAUGCUCACGUUCACGACCGAUGUCAGGAUGGAGAAGACGGGUCAGCUGGUGGGGUCUGAGGGCGUGGUCGAGACGGUUUUUUGGGCGAAAGAGGCCAAGAACCAAUGGAGGAUCAAAGGGAGGGCGUUUGUUAUUGGAGCUUCAGCGGAAGAGGGAGGGGAAUUGGAGGCGAGGGAGGAGAUUAAGAAGGGGAUGAGGUUGAGAGAUGCAGGUGGUACGGCUGUGGGAGGAGAAUGGAGCUGGGAGAAAGAGAUUACUACGUAUUUUGCGAACCAUACUCCGGUUAUGAGAGGUUCUUUCAGAAACCCACCACCAGGACAUCCUGUUACUGAAGUCCCAAGCGAUCCAAAUAUCAAGUUGGGUCAGAAAGUCCACGACCUCCAUGAUCCCACAGCCAGGAAGAACUUCCGUGUCGUUGUCAUUCGCCCAGAGGAAGUCGAGCGACUGGAUCUCAAUGACUACGAGAAACCAAGACGGUUCCAGUGGAACUCUAUUGGAGAUUACGGUGAGCAAGGGAAACGGUGGGUUGAGACGGAGUUGUGGCCUUAA